AUGAGCCGCUUGAUUCGCGAUGUGCAGAGGUUCUUCCGGACGACUACAUUGCAUGGAUUCAAGUACUUGAACUCCCCCUUCUUUUUAGACAGGUUUAUAUGGUUGUCAUGGUGCUGCGCGAGCGCGUGCUGCGCCGGCAUGCUGUGCGCCGUGCUGUGGGCACGGUUCCUGCAGUCGCCCAUGUUGCUGACCCGGCACGAGCUCUCCACUGCGCUGGAGGUAGAGCAGAGAGCGCCUCUAGUCGCCAUCUGCCCCUCACCCUUCCGCGCCGCUGAACUGGUUGCUGGGCAUUUGUCAAUGAACAUUAGUGAAUCUAAAUGGCUCUCGUCGUUGUUCGGCAAAAUUUUACGCGGGAAGCCAGCUGCAGACAAACAACGGCUGCUUCUGGACAAGCUCCUGGAUGCCCAUAACAUGAGCCUGUCACAGGUGUUGAUGGACAUGUCACCCUGCAAGGAGCUGAUGCGGCGGUGUCGCUGGCAGAACAUCAUGGUCCCUUGCAACAAACUUUUCGGGAAAGAGUUGACGCUCUGGGGUGCUUGCUGUGUCAUGCGGGCUGAGAAAUUGUUAAACAUAGAGACAGCGGUGGACUAUUUCCAAACUACUGAGGAACUGGACUUGAUGAUGAAUUGUUUUGUCAACCCGCACAAAGAACCGUAUUGUUGCGAGUUCUUCAUAAAGUAUCGCGGUGAGGAUUGGUUAGGCCCCUGGUACCUGAUGUCUGGGCACAGCUACACGACGCAGCUCAUCUCCACCUCCAUUCAGGACCCAGUGAAGGACAAACUAGUCAAUGGAACCUGCGUCUCCACGCCUCUUUACUCGCACAGUCGUUGCAUGAUAUUAUGCAAAGAAACUGAAUGUGGAUGUUCGCACCCGUUACGACUGAUUGAAGAUUUUGAAAUUAAUCUCCCGCCACCGUGUUCAGUGAUGGGGAUGAAGUGUUUGGGGAACUUCAUUCGAGAAGGAAAUACGUGCAACUGCCUUCCAGCGUGCCAGAGAAUCACUGCUUACAUGUCUAUGGAAUCGCUAGUACUCAAUAAUUUCAGUUAUAAUCCUAUUUAUCAGAAUAUUAACCCGAACUCAUCGAUAGUCUUAAAUAUUCGAAUCAGAAUCAGAGGUUCGAAGUCAUAUGAUUUGGUGCCAACCGAAUCCUGGCUGACUUUACUAUCGUCAUUAGGAGGAGUUUUCAAUAUGUUCCUGGGAGUUGGUUUAUUCAGUGCGCUCGAAUGUUUUUACGUUAUUUUAGCGAGAUUACCGUUCUCUAGUAGAAGAAUAUCUCACUCUGCGCAAUCUGAUAAUAAUAUGCAUUUGCAUUCGACUAAAGUGGACAAAGUGUAAGUCAAUGAGAGACAACAUACUCAUGCUGGCAUGGUCUCAGG
Pectinophora gossypiella (pink bollworm) is the source of this 1376-nucleotide messenger RNA. RefSeq lists its product as uncharacterized. The transcript has 9 exons. The record is from RefSeq and is a predicted model, not a curated record. Gene Ontology annotation, biological process: sodium ion transmembrane transport. Lineage: Eukaryota; Metazoa; Arthropoda; Insecta; Lepidoptera; Gelechiidae. Bases 1 to 1335 code for a protein of 444 amino acids. Gene Ontology annotation, molecular function: ligand-gated sodium channel activity. Gene Ontology annotation, cellular component: membrane.